GGCUCUGCUGCUUCCCCACCUGCCAAGGACCCUCUCUCUCUCGCCAGCCCCAUGGUGCGCUCCCGGCUGCCUCUCCUGUCCCUCCUCGGCCUCUUCGGCGCCCUCCUGAUGCUCUUCCUGGGGACCCCCGAGGAUCUUUGCGACUUGCCGGUCACUGAUCCAGGGGUUGAGAAAGCCCUCACCUUCGCCCUGGUGCAAUACAACCGGUUCAGACGUAAGGACGCCAACUAUUUCAAGGUGCUGCGAGUUCUGAAGGCGCAGUCGCAGGUGGAGACUAGAUACGAAUACCAUCUCACGGUGGAGUUGGUGGAAACAACAUGUGAAAAGUCGGCCUGUUGCAAACUGAGUUACAAGGACAUCCAAAUGUGUGAGCAAUUUCCAGGGAAUCAGGAGAAACAAACCUGCUACUUGAAAGUUAUACACCGACUUCCGGUGAAUUUCAAAAUCGUAUCCUGUACCUGAGCUGGACCUCCGAAGGACCUCUUCUGCUCCGGCUAAGGAUUCUGAGGGUGUCCAGCAGCCGAGGAACCUCUGGUGUGCAAGCUGGCUUCACACCAAGCUCUGCUUCUUCUGACACCAAUCAAGAAGGAGACGGUUUGCUUCAGCCCAAAUUCACAUCUUCUGCUUUUCUGAGAUUGUUCCCUGACAUCCAGGGAGGACUUUUCCUGCACUUCUCCUCCUUUCUAUCAUUUUCAUCUCUGAGAAGAAUCAAUAUUUUGAGAAUUCGGUUCAUUAGUCUUUUUUGUGUGUGUGUGUGUGUGUGUCUUAUACAUCAAACAAACUUUAAAUCUAUAGCUGUCUACAUCACAGCGCGAGAAGGAAGUAAAAUUGUCCCAUUACAUAUAUAGGAUAGCCAAGAAAAACCUAUUACAUAUACCAAGUGACAUGUUUAUCAUAUACAUCAGUUUGCAGCUCGGUCUGACAUCCAAUUGUACCAUUGGCUCCAAGAUAUAUAAUA
Messenger RNA from Pantherophis guttatus, 958 nucleotides. Lineage: Eukaryota; Metazoa; Chordata; Lepidosauria; Squamata; Colubridae. The record is from RefSeq and is a predicted model, not a curated record.